AUGUAUUAUUCUUUAGCGGGUAUACUUUUUAUAAUACUUGGGGUUUACUUCGCACUUCUUGUUAAUUUUGUAACUAGAGUGUUUUGAGUUUGGGUUGCGAUAGAUUUAAGCACUAUUUUCUUGGUUCCAUUUUUAUGCUGUGGAAUGUCCUUGACUGGGAUGUACCAGUGGUAUAAAGGAUCUGCUACAUAUUUUGUAGUUCAAUUUAUAGGCAGCGCAAGAGUUCUUUAUUCCGGUCUUUUGCUGUGGGAACCCUCUUUUGGAGGUAUGGGGUUAAUGUUUUUGGCUACGGGAUUUAUUUUAAAGCUAGGCCUUUUUCCGCUUCAUUUUUGAGUGCCUCGAGCGUUUGUAAAUUUUCAUUAUCCUGGAAUUUAUUUAACAGGGGUAAUUCAGAAAUUUAUUCUUAUUUUAGCUAUACCUUUUGCUGAGGCUGACAUAGCCGAGCACGUAAACGAACUGAUAGUACUUAGAGCGGUUGCAAGAGUUCUUUACGGGCCUAUCGCAAUAUUUAAUUGUACUAAUAUUAAAACUUUUUUAUCCUAUUCUUCUGUUAAUAACACAGGUUUACUGGUAAUUUGUUUGAGGGUUAGCAAAAGCGUGUUUAUGUUUUAUGCUGUCUGUUACUCUAUAAGAAUAUUAUUUUUAGUGCUAAUUCUAAGGUUCUGUAUGUCAGAUACUAUUAAGCAAAUAGGAGCUACCCUACCAAAUUUUUAUUUUUCAGGGUUUUUAUUUAUAAGGCUAAGCUUUGCUGGUUUUCCUCCUCUUACUGAUUUUUGUGCUAAGUUUGUAGUAGUCGCAAGCUGUGCUGAAUAUCUCAUAUGGUUUUGUGUUAUAGCAGUUUUGGCUAGAAGGGUGAUUAACUUGUUAGUUUGGAUUUGGUUUAGUGUAAUAAUUAUUCGAGCUAUGCCCGUUGAAGACAGUUUUGAGCCUACCUUUGAAGAUCUUAUUACUAAUUUUGGGUGCAUUUUAUGAAAUGUCGCAGGAGGGAUAGUACUAAUGCUGUUUUAUUAG
This is a messenger RNA of Saccostrea echinata, 1011 nucleotides long. Lineage: Eukaryota; Metazoa; Mollusca; Bivalvia; Ostreida; Ostreidae. The record is from the annotation of a RefSeq genome assembly.